CAGAGGCAUUUUUUAAAGAAAAUUUUUAAAAUUUUUUUCUUUAAUUUUUUGAAGAUGGCUAUCAAUGACUUAAGCCAUUGUUUAACUUAUUCAGAGCCUUUUCAACUCCCAAAAUUUAUUUCUUCCCUAAAACAAUUUUGGACUGAUCCAGCAUUACACAGAGAAGUGUUGCCUAGACUUGGACAGUUUCACAUGCAAGAAUCUUUGCCACACUUCUUCAACUCUAUAGACAGAAUAAGUCAACCAAAUUAUGUCCCUACUAUUCAGGAUAUUCUUUUAUUAAGAGUUCCAACUAGUGGGAUAGUAGAGGUCCAAUUCAAUGUAAAUCGGUUUCCUUUUCGAGUAUUUGAUAGAAAUGAACGUCGAAAAUGGAUUCAUUGUUUUGAUAACGUUCAAGCAAUUAUAUUUGUUGCUGCAAUUAGUGAAUUUGAUCAAACACUCGAAGAGGAUGAAAAUACAAAUCGCCUAAUCGAAUCAUUACAUUUAUUCAAAUCAAUUUGUAUGGCCAAAUGGUUUAUUAACACUGGGAUAAUUUUGUUUCUCAACAAAACGGAUUUAUUUGAACAAAAAAUUGCUGGGAAGAAAAGCAUAAAACAGCUAUUCCCAAGCUAUACUGGUUGCAAAUUAAAAAUUUUAAACUCAAGACUGGAUAAAUUUUAA
This is a messenger RNA of Meloidogyne enterolobii, 660 nucleotides long. The record is from the annotation of a GenBank genome assembly. Lineage: Eukaryota; Metazoa; Nematoda; Chromadorea; Rhabditida; Meloidogynidae.